AUGGGAGGUUGCUGCACCAAAGAUGCCUUGUAUAAUGGGAAUAACAUAGAUGAUGAGCGUUAUUGUAAGGAUGAUACUGAAUUUGACGGUGAUGAUGAUAUGAACAAUGUGAAGUAUGGGGAAGAUGGAGCUCGGAUAAGAAUGCAAGGCUCUUCUAGGUACAUUUCAAUGUACACCCAACAAGGAAAGAAAGGGAUCAAUCAAGAUGCUAUGACAGUUUGGGAGGAUUUUGCUGAGAAGGACAUGUACUACUGUGGUGUGUUUGAUGGCCAUGGACCUGAUGGUCAUAAGAUAGCGCGAUAUGUACGCGACAAUUUACCUUCAAAGCUUUCCCAAGUUGUCAAAAUCUACCAGCUUAACACCGGCAUUUUCGACAAUGCUAGUCUUCCUUCAAGUUUUUUCAACCAGGAAAGUAACACAACCCCCAUCAGCAAAGGCAGUCAAGAUAUUUCUCUUUCUUCAUGGGAAGCCAGUUUCGUUAAAUCAUUCAAGGAUAUGGAUGAAGAGCUUAGCCUCGAUUCAACCAUCGAUAGCUUCUGCAGUGGUUCAACAGCUGUAAAUGUAGUUAAACAGGGUGAUCACUUGGUAAUUGCAAACUUGGGAGAUUCUCGUGCAGUUCUUGGUACUAGGGGAGAGAAUAAUCAAAUCGUUCCUGUUCAACUCACAGUUGAUUUAAAACCGGAUACUCCAAGUGAAGCGGAAAGAAUUAAGAAGUGUAACGGCAGAAUUUUCGCAGUGGAUGAAGAACCGGAAGUGUACAGAAUAUGGAUGCCGGAUGAAGACUGCCCUGGUCUAGCAAUGGCACGAGCAUUCGGAGAUUUCUGUCUCAAAGAUUAUGGCCUUAUCUCCAUUCCUGAAGUUUGCUACAAAACUAUCACAAGCGAUGAUGAAUUUGUAGUUUUGGCAACUGAUGGGGUAUGGGAUGCGUUAUCGAAUGCUAAUGUGGUAAAGAUAGUUGCUUCUGCAAAGAAGAGAUCCAAUGCAGCGAAGUUGUUAGUCAAGCGAGCUGUUAGAGCAUGGAAAAGAAAAUAUCCAGAAUCCAAAAUUGAUGAUUGUGCAGUUAUAUGCUUGUUCCUGAAAGACCAACCUUCUUUAAGUCGGUCAAUGUCUCAUGGAAGCCGGGGAAAAGUAAAUGAACCAGCGCUUGUUUCGUAUUAUAGCACUAAAUCGAAUGCUCCAACCGAUGGAGGAGGCACCGAACUGUCUCUUGUAAAUAGCAAGAUCUCAGAAGACACAAAAGAAGGGUGGAGUGAAUUGGAUGGUUCUACAAGAGUGAAUUCCCUUUUGAAUGUUCCUCGAUAUGAUAACGCUUUGAGUUGGCGGAAAAAAUCAAAGGAUUUUGAAGAGGUUGAAGCUCAUUAA
Fragaria vesca subsp. vesca is the source of this 1362-nucleotide messenger RNA. RefSeq names its product probable protein phosphatase 2C 73-like. The transcript has 5 exons. Gene Ontology annotation, molecular function: protein serine/threonine phosphatase activity. The record is from RefSeq and is a predicted model, not a curated record. Lineage: Eukaryota; Viridiplantae; Streptophyta; Magnoliopsida; Rosales; Rosaceae. Bases 1 to 1362 code for a protein of 453 amino acids. Gene Ontology annotation, biological process: protein dephosphorylation.